Messenger RNA from Thecamonas trahens ATCC 50062, 1456 nucleotides. Its product is annotated as BNR repeat domain-containing protein. Bases 1 to 1428 code for a protein of 475 amino acids. The record is from RefSeq and is a predicted model, not a curated record. NCBI's taxonomy places the organism in Eukaryota, Apusomonadida, Apusomonadidae. The transcript has 2 exons.
AUGGCGGUGCAUGUGUACGGGUGGGGCCGUGGCGGAGCCGGGUGGGGCCGUGGGCAUGGGAGCGGGCCUGGCGGGGAGGGCAGGGCCGACGCGCUGUACCCGCGGCGGCAGAAGAGGCUGGAGGUGGACGCGGCUAUCCUGGAGGUGGGCCUGGGCGACGAGUAUGUGGCUGUGCUCACGGCUGAUGGCGAGGUGUACACCAUGGGCGAGGGGAGGGACGGCCAGCUGGGCCACGGCGCAGACCGCACGGUGCUGGACGAGUUUGUUCGCGUCGACGCCCUCGCGGGCUUCUACGCCAACCGCCCGCCCAUCGUCAUCGUCCACCUCGCUGUCGGCCGCCGCCACGUCUUGGCAGUGGCCCGCGACGGCGCGCUCUACUCGUGGGGCUGCGGAAGCAGGGCCCAGCUUGGCCACGGCGCCUUGCGCAACGAGUACGAGCCGCGGCAGAUCGGGAAGCUCGCGGCCACAACCAUUGUCCGCGCCUGGGUCCAAGAUGAGGCCUCGUACGCGCUCGACGCAUGCGGCGGACUCUAUGCCUGGGGCUACGCGCCGGACGGCCGUUUGGGUGUCCACGCCGCGCCGGGCAACGGUGGUGAUCUUCCACCGCAGGCCCAGCUCGUCCUUGUCCCGGCCUUUGUUCCGGCCACAAUGGCGAUGCCGCUGGUGGCGCUCGACGUCGGCGACGACCACGCGGCUGGCAUUGCAGCCGACGGCACGCUGCUUCUCGGGACCGGAAACCGCGAGCGGUGUUUCACGCCGACGGCCAUUGCCUUUCCGCCGACGGCGCCGCCAACGACCCGCCGCGCGCCGGAGAUGCCGGCCAUCUCGAUCACCAUGGUGGUGGAAGAGAGCGACGACCCGGUUGGAUCGGCAGCCGACUCGUCGGUGGUGGUCGACGCGGACGAUGCACCGACUGCCGCAGCACCUCCACCGUCGGCCGACGAGGCGGACAGCGGAAGCGCGCGCGACAAAGACGCGGACGCGGACCAACUCGCCCGCCCAGUCGAUGUUGCAGCCGGCUCGAGCUUUACUCUCGUCCUCGACUCAGGCGGGCGUGUGUACAGCACUGGGCUCAAUUCGCACGGACAGCUCGGACUCGGCAAGCCGCACGCCAAAGACGCCAGCAUCGCCGGCCUGGCCCACAUCCCAAAGCUUGUGGGUGUGGCCUCUAUCCACGCUGCAGGGCUUUCUGCCGCGGCGAUUCUCGACGACGGCGUGCUAGUCACCUGGGGCUACGGGCGCGACGGGCGGCUCGGGGUGGGCCUCCGGGCAUCGCUGGCGCUCCCAACGCAGGUGGCUGCGCUUGCGGGCAAGCACGUGGUUCACGUCAACAUGGGCGGCGGGCGGAUGGCGGCGCUGGUCCUCGCCGAAGACACGACCGAGGUGACGGAUCCGGUGACUGCGUGCCGGACAACGCUCACAUUCUGACGAAAGAGUAAAGAGACCAAACUACGCG